This is a messenger RNA of Cadophora gregata, 504 nucleotides long. RefSeq lists its product as uncharacterized. Lineage: Eukaryota; Fungi; Ascomycota; Leotiomycetes; Helotiales; Ploettnerulaceae. The transcript has a single exon. The record is from RefSeq and is a predicted model, not a curated record. The coding region runs from base 1 to 504 and encodes 167 amino acids.
AUGACAUGGAAGGAAUCUUCGCAGUCCACAACAGGGGGAGUGGAAAUGCAGGUACAGAACGAAGCACGGCACGGGCACUUCAGCCGCAAAUGCGCUGAAAGAGGAAAAGCUUCGUCUGAAAUCCGGGGGCCGUGGGGAUUAAAUGCGGAGUCCAAACGCUUGCUGUUCAUAAACAGAGUUGGAUACUCGCACCAUCAUCUACAUCUGCUGCCCUCAGCAUCUGAGGCUCUUUGGGUGCCGAGGAAAGUUGCGUGCAAAGCUUGGCCGGGGAAUAGGAAGAGGAAGAGGAAGAGGAAGAGGAAGAGGAAGAGGAAGAGGAAGAGGAAGAGGAAGAGGAAGAGGAAGAGGAAGAGGAAGAGGAAGAGGAAGAGGAAGAGGAAGAGGAAGAGGAAGAGGAAGAGGAAGAGGAAGAGGAAGAGGAACAGGAGCACGAGUACAGGCGGAAGCCCAAGCAGAAAGCGGCAUUCGCUUGGAGCAACGCUUUUCCGGAAGACUGCUGGCUGA